UUUAACUUCUCUAAAUUAUCAAUAUAAUAAUUAUUGUAAUGUCGACGAGCAAACGUCGUGCAGACAGUUUGAAGGUUUCUGUAAAUGUAGCUGAAUGUAAAAUUUGCCGUUCUGAAGAUUGUACUCAUUGUAAUCCAAAGAAUUGUAAUUGUUGUUAUGAAAACUGUAUAUGCGAACAAAAAUGUGUAUGUCAUCAAUCAGUAAAAGCAAACGAUUGUGCUUGUGUUGAAUGUACAUGUCAUAAUGUAGAUUCGAACAAUCGAACAAAACCUCUGAAGAUUGGUGGAAGACCACCCGAUACCCCCGAAUUUUUAGCGCAUAUGCCCGAACAUGGUCUUAAAAUAAAUGAUUAUUUCAAAGAGCAUAAAAUUCAUGAAUUUUUCCAUUUCUUAAUGUGUCAUUUAUUAGCUAAAAUGCCUGAUAAACCUAUAGAAUUCUUAUUGGAUUUGCUAGAUAGAAUUCAAAAUUACGCAGUUAGUUUUGAUUUUAAGCCACCAUUAUUAUACGAUGAGAAACAUAUUGUAUCGAUAUAUAACGCAAUGGAUCCUUUAGGCUUUAACUGUAUAAAUUACAAUCAAUAUUACAAUGGACUUAUAACGCUAGGUGUGGAUAAUUUCACAACAACUCCUCCACUUGACGAAAAUCAAAUGAUAAGCAAGCAUUUCUUUUGCUCACAUGCAAAACAAUGUUUAAUACUCGCUUUAAACGAUUUGUUAACAUAUCCUAAUCCAGAAGAUGGAAGGUCUGAUGUGACAGAAAAUACAAAUUCGACUGUAGGAGGAACAUUGAACAGCACUACAUUAAAUGAAAGUGAAAAUGAAAGUUCUCAACUAAAUAAAGAAAUAAAUUAAUAAUUUUCUAUUCAAUGCCUAUGUGGAAAAGUUGAAGAAUGUUGGUCAGGUGGUGAAGCUUUACAAAAAAAAAUUCAAUGUUAAAUUUUGUUGUAAAUGUGAAGAAUGUUCUGUGUUAUACAAGGUUUCACUGUAAUACAUUUAAU
This is a messenger RNA of Chrysoperla carnea, 997 nucleotides long. RefSeq lists its product as uncharacterized. The coding region runs from base 39 to 851 and encodes 270 amino acids. The transcript is spliced from 6 exons. The record is from RefSeq and is a predicted model, not a curated record. Lineage: Eukaryota; Metazoa; Arthropoda; Insecta; Neuroptera; Chrysopidae.